This is a messenger RNA of Puccinia triticina, 1542 nucleotides long. RefSeq lists its product as uncharacterized. The record is from RefSeq and is a predicted model, not a curated record. Gene Ontology annotation, molecular function: ATP binding; MAP kinase kinase activity. Gene Ontology annotation, biological process: cellular hyperosmotic response; MAPK cascade; protein phosphorylation. The coding region runs from base 1 to 1542 and encodes 513 amino acids. The transcript is spliced from 5 exons. Lineage: Eukaryota; Fungi; Basidiomycota; Pucciniomycetes; Pucciniales; Pucciniaceae.
AUGGUGAUCGAGGGUCAGGCUGGCUUUGGUGGGGACGACUAUUCACCAUCCUCUUCACCCACCUCAUCAUCCGCCGCCUCAUCCUCAUCCAUCACAACCAACACAACCACCCACUCAUGCUCAAACUCGGUCAGCCCAACGCUCAUCAAACUUCCCGCUAGCGUCCCCCACUCCAUCCAACAGCAACAUAACCCAUCAAAACCCAGCCAUCGACAACAUCCCGGGAACCCUGGCGGGGUCAAGGUCCCGCCCGGUCUGGUUGCCAAAAUGGCAGCCAUGACCAAGCGCAAGGAUAACCUCCCAUCCUCCUCCUCAAUGCCACACAACCAACGAUUGGAUCCCAUGGCCUUCAUGGGCGAUCGACCGUCGGCAAACAGCGCCCUCAACAUCAACACGCUCGCCCGACCGAGCCCGAGUCCAUCGGGCAUGCUGACGCCAUCGAUGAGCACCCGGCGAGCCAAGCCAAUGAUGAAGCUCGGAGACAUGCACCAAUCCCCCUCAUCCUCCUCAUCCUCAAUGAACAGCCAAACUAAGUUCUUAUCCGUCUCGGGCGCUGCCGCUUCGACCCCGUUCGCUAACUUCAGUAAGAUCGUCGAUCCCUCCGGACGACUCAACUUCGGCGGAAAGGCAGUCGUCCAUUCCCAUGGCGUCGACUUCUCUAACGGUUCCUCUUUCUCUAUCAACAUGAACGAACUGACUCUCAUGGAAGAAUUGGGUAAAGGUAAUUAUGGCACCGUCCAGAAAGUCUUCCAUAAACCUACCAAGGUGGUCAUGGCUAUGAAAGAAAUUAGACUAGAAUUGGAUGAUUCCAAGCUCAAGGCGAUCCUAACCGAACUCGACAUCUUACAUCGGGCGACCUCAGACACGAUCGUCGAGUUCUAUGGGGCGUUUUUCAUCGAGUCUUGUGUCUACUACUGCAUGGAGUAUAUGGACGCCGGCAGUUUGGACAAGCUGGCCGGCGCUGAUGUCCCCGAGCCCGUACUAGCGAGAGUCACCGGUAGGGUCGUCGAGGGGUUGAGGUUCCUCAAGGAUGAGUUACAGACUAUUCAUCGAGACGUCAAGCCGACGAAUGUCUUGAUCAACCAGAAGGGGGAGACCAAGCUGUGUGAUUUCGGAGUGUCGGGACAACUGGAGCGAUCGUUAGCGAAGACGAACAUUGGAUGUCAGUCAUACAUGGCUCCGGAGCGGAUCCAGGGGGAGCGGACGGGGGAGGUGAACACGUACACGGUCUCAUCGGACGUCUGGUCCUUGGGAAUCUCGAUUAUCGAGUUUGCAAUCGGCCAUUACCCUUAUCCGCCCGAGACUUACUCGAAUAUUUUCGCCCAACUCAACGCUAUCGUCCAUGGCGAAUCCCCCUCGCUUCCGGCAGACCUCUACUCGAAUGUCGCGAUCGACUUCGUUAGCCAAUGUCUCAUCAAAAACCCCAAGGAUCGUCCUACUUAUAACGACCUUCUUCAACACCCGUUUCUCCGUGAGGAAGCUAAGAACCACGUCGAUAUGGUCGCCUGGGUCGCUACUGCUAUCCAACAGGUUAAGAAAUAG